This is a messenger RNA of Sycon ciliatum, 3307 nucleotides long. Its product is annotated as myocyte-specific enhancer factor 2B-like. The transcript is spliced from 10 exons. The record is from RefSeq and is a predicted model, not a curated record. Bases 99 to 1847 code for a protein of 582 amino acids. Gene Ontology annotation, biological process: positive regulation of transcription by RNA polymerase II. Gene Ontology annotation, molecular function: protein dimerization activity; DNA-binding transcription factor activity, RNA polymerase II-specific; RNA polymerase II cis-regulatory region sequence-specific DNA binding. Lineage: Eukaryota; Metazoa; Porifera; Calcarea; Leucosolenida; Sycettidae.
GAGCCUUGUAAAGCUGCAGUGCAUGAGAUCCACCUUUGUCUUCAGUUGUCUGUUUGUGCUUGGCUCUCUUGUCCUCUCGCCACUCUGGCGAUGUUGGGAUGAUCACUUUUGUGUGUAUGUGUGUGUGUGUGUGUUGCGUGCUUCUACUGUGCAGACUUCGCCAGCGUUGGUCCCUGAAUCUUCUGUGGCUACAUGUACAGUGUGUGCGUGUGCGUGUACGUCGCGUCGCAAUUCAUCCGCCUAACUUGCUGUCGUUGUUCUGCCCUGCCGUCGAACUGGCCACCCGUCCCAAGUCGAAGCCCAAGCCAAGCGCAGCUGAGAUGGGAAGAAAGAAAAUCACGAUACAGCGCAUAGGCGACGAGCGCAAUCGCCAGGUGACAUUCACCAAGCGCAAGUUUGGCCUGAUGAAGAAGGCGUACGAGCUGAGUGUGCUGUGCGAUUGCGAGAUCGCGCUCAUCAUCUUCAACAGCAACAGCAAGCUCUUCCAGUACGCCAGUACCGACAUGGACAGGAUACUCCUACGCUACACAGAGUACAGUGAGCCGCACGAGAGUCGCACUAACUCCGACAUCAUCGACACUAUCAACAAGAAGGAAGCGAAGGGAGGCAACCCUGACUCACCCGAUGAGGACAUGGGCUCUGCUGAUGAGCCGGGACGCAAGGGCAACAUGAUGAUCACCCCAAACACUCAAGCACAAUACAACAAGAUUGAUCAGGAAUUCGAGGACAUGAUGCAAAAGAACACACAGCAACGCGGCUCAACGGGCCCCGCAGCACAAUCAUCUCUGGCGACUGGUGGUGUACAUCCGCAGUCACUGCGACAUCAUCAUCAUCGUGUAGCACUGCCAGUCGCCCAGCCUGUCGCUGAUAUGCAUAGUAACAACAGCACGGCAGGAUCUAUGGGUCCACCAUCGCGGCCGCCGUCUGGGUUCGACUCGCGCGCAGCAUCCGUCGCCUCGCCACCACUGUCGCUGUUCAGCACCGGCAGCUUGGGUGGUGGCGGGGGCGGGGGCGGAGGUGUCGCGCCUGGUGCGCCCCUAACGUCACCGAAUGCAAGGUUCGGUGGCGGAACGGGCGCCAUCACAGCAGGCAGAUCUGACAGCAGUUUUGCUCUACCACCGCCAGCCUCCAGUCCGCUCACCCGUCAUCAACCCAUCGCGCACCCGGGCAGCCCUGGCAGUAGCACGCUAUCGAUCAGUCCCGGACCGCAUGGCAACGUCACAUUGCAGGCUGCGCAUCCCCAGCCGCCAGCUCCACGCAGCAUGGGCGGACGAACGAUUCCCAACCUGAAAGUCAAAAUACCUCCUCAAAACCAGAUGGGAGCUGGCCCUGGUGCGCAGCACGGCAUGGCAUCCAACGUUAACAACCCCCUACAACAGCAGCAGCAACAGCAGCAUCAGCGCUUGGCCGGCAUGGGCGGGGGCAGCCUAGCACAGACCCUGCAGACGCCCGUGGUCAACACGCUGCACACGCCCAGCCUGUCGCUCAACCACUCCGACUUCCCCUCGGCUCAGCCGGGCGGCGGCGGCGGCGGUGGGAUGGACGACAUGGGUCACUUGUCGGCGGUGAACGUGUCCGGAGCGCAUUCCGUCAUGUACGCUGCAUCGCACAGCACCGCCGCUGGUCCAAUGCAUCAUGCCAAUGUAGCCGGUGGAGGUGGGCAACAGUGGGCAACGGCAGCAGCCAGCUAUCAGCAAGUACCGCAGCUGGGUAGUGACCAGCGACCACCCAGCCGACCUCCCAGCAGCCUAACGAGAGCAUCAUGGGAACAUGGCAGCCCGGAGAGCGAUCGCCGCAGCGUCGACUCGGGCAUGGGACCCGCCGGCAAGCGACCUCGCUUGCAGUAGUCAUACGCGUUGCUGUGAUGUCAUGUGUUGUAUCAUGAUGAUGUCGUAAGGCGACAUGUGACCGUCGUAGCGUCGACUCGGGCAUAGGACCGGCCGCCGCCAGCGACCUCGUUUGCAGUAGUUCUACUCUUUGUGAUGAUGCCAUGGGGAGGUCAUGGUGAUGUCAUGGGAUGCAAUGCAUUGCAUCAUGAUGACAUCGUCGUAUGGCAACAUGUACUCACUCGUCUGCAGUGUGGUGACAUGCCUCGUGCAGCAAGCUAGAGCGACCAGUAUCUGUGCUAGUUGAUGCAACAGUACGUUUAGUGCACGAAAACUACCAUACACGUUUCGUAGUAUGAGAGACGGAAAUACAAGUUAUUACCCACACUUCGUGGUUGUCUAGUAGUAUUAGCUGACAUACAGUGCCUUUCCUGCUUCCCCUUGAUCGACCUGCGUUUGGAGGAAAGGACGAUUUCACAAACAUAGCCAGAAAACAUAUUUGCCACUAGUUUCGGCUCUUCCGUAUGCUCCAGUAGAAAAUUUCUUCUCCCCUCUCUCUAUAUAUUAUAUAUUGCUUUGACUCAAUUUUUUCACUCUGCUGCCAUCGGCAGUGGAAGAACUAUCGGACACUAUGCGCUUGUGAAGCUGUGUGUGUGUAUGUGUGUGUGUGUGUGUGUGUGUUGUGUGUGUGUGCAUGCGUGUGUGUGUGUGUGUGUCCGCGUGUUUUUGAGAUGCUUACAAGUGCAUGUGUGGGCGCGUGUUUUUGAGAUGCUUACAAGUGCAUGUGUGGGCACGUGUUUUUGAGAUGCUUACAAGUGCAUGUGUGGGCGCGUGUUUUUGAGAUGCUUACAAGUGCAUGUGUGGGCGCGUGUUUUUGAGAUGCUUACAAGUGCAUGUGUGGUGAUGUUUGUUUUCUUGAGUGAAUGCAUCGUUUUUUGUAGAUUAUUUCUUCUUCUCUUUUUUUUCAGCAGUAUUCGUGCAUCACUGCUUUGGUGCGGUAUUUUCGAUCAUUGAUGAUGAGCGUCUCAAUCUUUUGUCUGUGAUAUCAAAGUAUAUUAUCACUUGGUUUUCGUUCGCUUUCCAAUGAUGCUGUUGUUGUGUGUAGUUUGUGUGAAGCCAGACAAAUAGCAAUGCACUUCAGUGACAAUGUGGGUGUCACCCCAAAGAGUUUCUCUUGCUAUUACUUAUGAAUGUUCGGUUGCGAACAUACAACAAUAAUUAUAUUAUUAUAUGUAGUUCGUGCUUUGAUACUUGCUGAAUUUUCGCUACCGCAAUGGAUUCUGUCUUGCUCCCAGCUUCCCGGUUCUCAGGUUUUUGAUGUUUUCAAUGUUGCCUGACAAGAAUCUAAUGAUGAUGAGAAAACCUGAUAAUGGUGUUUCACAGUUUAGCAGAGUAUGGCGUGCGCACCCAUAUAGGUAUUGCCUCAUUGCUCAUGCUUCGAGCGCGCUCAACUAAGUUAGUUACUUGAGGAGUGCUGCUUA